AUGCUAGAGAACAAAAAAUUUGCCCCCAGCAGCACCAAACCUGGACCCAGAACUCCGCAUUUUCAGAUCGUUCCGGUUCCUCCCAAAUCUGUGACUUCUCUGAUGAUGAAUAAAGAUGGCUUCCUGGGAGGCAUGUCCGUCAACACCGGCGAGGUAUUUUGCUCGGUCCCGGGCCGUUUGUCUCUGCUCAGUUCAACUUCAAAGUACAAAGUAACUGUGGGGGAAGUUCAGAGACGGCUUUCGCCCCCCGAAUGCCUCAAUGCGUCUCUCCUCGGCGGCGUCCUCAGAAGAGCCAAAUCGAAAAAUGGGGGGAGAUCUUUGCGAGAAAGGCUAGAAAAAAUCGGUUUGAAUUUACCCGCGGGCAGGCGCAAAGCUGCAAAUGUCACGUUACUCACCUCCCUGGUGGAAGGAGAAGCUGUUCACUUAGCUCGGGAUUUUGGGUAUAUUUGUGAAACGGAGUUUCCUGCUAAAGCGGUUUCUGAGUAUUUGAACCGGCAGCACACUGACCCCAGUGACCUGCACUCCCGAAAGAAUAUGCUGCUGGCUACCAAGCAACUCUGUAAAGAAUUUACGGAUCUGCUGGCGCAGGACCGGACACCAAUCGGGAACAGCAGGCCUAGCCCCAUCCUGGAGCCGGGGAUCCAGAGCUGCCUCACGCACUUCAGCCUCAUCACGCACGGCUUCGGCGCCCCGGCCAUUUGCGCUGCGCUCACGGCCCUGCAGAACUAUCUCACCGAGGCACUCAAAGGCAUGGACAAGAUGUUCUUGAACAACACCACCACUAACAGGCACACGUCUGGGGAAGGCCCAGGUAGUAAAACUGGCGACAAGGAGGAGAAACACAGGAAAUGAAAAAUUUAAAAAAAAAAAAAAGAAAGAAAAAUGUUUUAAAUACAAAAGGAAAACAGAAAAAAUUUAAUUUUAGCUUUAAAAUGUUGGAUUGGCUUUGGAAGAAUUAUAUUAGGUAGAAUACACAUACAAUCAAAUUUUAAAAAAAAGAGCUAAAUAACUUUUAAAAAAAACUGAGGCGUACAACGGAAGCAACAAUAUCGGUUCUCAGUGUCUAUUUCAAGAUACACUUGGAGACAAACGUCCGGAUUUUCCACAUCGGUUCUUUCGAGCUUAGUAAUACUGAUAAUAAAAGAAAACCAUGAUUUUCCCCCUUUGGAAAAUAAACGUAAGACUAAACAUGAGAAAACGCUAACUUAUUGGAAGAAAAUCGGAGAAACAUUGUUGGUGUCAGUGCUUUGAGAGUUGGUUGACUGAGACGCACGAACUUUUUAAUUUUUAAUAUUUUUUUAGGAAACACUCUUGCAGUCCCCGCCCUUCCACCUCACCUCACCCCUCUCCCAGCCACCCUUUUCUACGUUGCCCUGCCUCCCUCAAGCUGUCACAGGAAUUUUCUGGGAUGAAAAUGAGUGUGGUUAGCCCCUUUGCGUUGUGUUUCAGUCCCCUGGGUACCCCCGCCCCUGCCCCGCACUGCGUUCUUAACUCACCGGCGCCCAGCUCCCAGGCCGU
Messenger RNA from Leptonychotes weddellii (Weddell seal), 1518 nucleotides. The record is from RefSeq and is a predicted model, not a curated record. Lineage: Eukaryota; Metazoa; Chordata; Mammalia; Carnivora; Phocidae.